CUACGUAGCAUCGCUAAUAAGCCACGCCGAUAAGAUAAGAGCGACAUAUUGUAGCUAACCUGAAUUGGAUUAUGCCGCUAAUUACCGCCAAAAAGUUCAGUUGCGACUAAAUGAAGGACAUCAAAAUGAAGAAUCUUAACGCAAGAUUCAAAUGAUUACGCCGAAAUGAUACUGCAAAUUGCCUAAGUGAAAUCGUUGCACCGAGUCUUUCUGGUCCCAAUGACCGAGUCAAGAUGGGUUCUAGUGCCAAGAAGAAGAAGGAAAAGAAGAAGGAUUUUCAGAAGCCCAAGCUGAAAGUAGGAAAAGCCAAGCCAAAAGCUUCCAAUUUCACAGAUACCAGCUUUAAAUCCAAAGCUAUCGUAUUACAACAGCAAUUGGCUGAGAAUGCGCCGAAUCCGAUUGAACGAUUCAAGCAUAACCUGUCUCUGACGGCCUCCCGCACAGAUACUCAACGCAGAGAUGCGCUAUCGUACCUUGCCGGCCAGCUGUCCACCUCCCCGCCGACAAACCCUGUAGGCACGUCGACGUUACUUCAAAAACUUCUGCCCAUGAUGUCUGAUUCAUCUGGACCCGUGCGGAACCAGUUAUUGAAGCUAUUACGGAAUCUUCCUGCUGAUGAAGUCCGGCCCCACGUUGAAAGGAUUAUGCUUUACAUCCGAGGGACCAUGACGAAUAUCUCGCAGGAAGUCAAGGACGAUGGACUUAAUUACAUGGAAUGGCUGCUUGAUGUCGCUGGAGAGGACGUCGUCUCAAGUCCUGGCUGCUGGGUCAAGCCGCUUCGAGACUUCAUGUCCGUGCUAGGAUGGACAGUCAAGAUCGCCCCGGCCACCACGGCGAAAAGCGGAUGGACAUCCGCGCCUAGAACAACGUUCGGCGCCAAGAAAUACGGACAAUCCUUCCCGCGACAGAUGCUCAUACUCUCUAAAUUCCUCGAGAUAGGAUUUAAGCCGAGUGAGCCCACAUCCUGGUCUCCCAACGAUUGGUUUGGCAACAUAGGCCACGUACCGCGGACUCCAGACCCAUUUGGAUAUCUUGGUUUAUUCAAGCCUCCCAGAGAUGAAGAUGGCGAGAUCUACCGCAACAGGGAGGACAGACAGGACGUCUUUCAAAGAAGAUUCAUGGCCGCGGUCGAGACCGGCGUAGAUAUGGCUAAGAAAGAAGGGGGAACUGCUGGGAGAGCUGCAGCAACGCUGGAUCAGGUUCUGAGAGAUGGGAUGGCCGAUUAUGAACAGAACUCACGACUCGACGAUGAUGAUCACUUGUGGGAUGGAUAUAUAAUGUAGCUAAAUCUCGAUACAUCAUCGAUAUACUCUACGAACAAAACCUAUAACCAACAAAUUUGCCCUUCCGUUCCAACCAUACACUUGACGUGUAUAUAAACUUAACUCACCAAUAUCUUUUCUAAUUAUGUAUCGUAUCCUCCUUUUAUAUCAGUCUGCUAUUACAUAAUA
Annulohypoxylon truncatum is the source of this 1451-nucleotide messenger RNA. RefSeq lists its product as uncharacterized. The record is from RefSeq and is a predicted model, not a curated record. NCBI's taxonomy places the organism in Eukaryota, Fungi, Ascomycota, Sordariomycetes, Xylariales, Hypoxylaceae. The transcript has 2 exons. Bases 234 to 1283 code for a protein of 349 amino acids. Gene Ontology annotation, cellular component: nucleus. Gene Ontology annotation, biological process: rRNA processing.